GUGGACAGCCAGAGAUUCUCUGGGGGAGGCUUCGGGGGCACCGAGUCCACACAUGAGGUGCUCUUGCUACCAGAUGGCAGGAUUCUGGCAAAAUACCAUUACGAGAGCGACUACAUGGAGAAAUCCGGCGACUACAGCUGCACUUGUUUCUGGGAGAUCGCCGAAGGAACUUUCUCGCCCACUUCAGACCCUGGGUGCUUGCUGCUAGAAUGGAACAAUUGGGCGGAGCUGACUCAAAGGAGCGUGGAGCCCUUUGGUCCAG
Symbiodinium pilosum is the source of this 262-nucleotide messenger RNA. Lineage: Eukaryota; Dinophyceae; Suessiales; Symbiodiniaceae. The record is from the annotation of a GenBank genome assembly.